GUGCAGAACAAUAACCUGCAUGAUGCUGUGCUUUAGGAGGAAAUGCCGUGCCACUGGUCAGUGAGCCGAAAUCAUGUUUUCCACCUGCUGAAGAGUGGAAGAGCCUCGCACCGCCACUUGUGUAGGUUCAAUAUGAAGUUAUUACAUAGUGGAUGUUUUGGUGGGAAUCGCUUCUAACGGAGGAAAACCACUUUCACUCAUGGCCAGUCUGGAAAGGAAUAACAGAAUCUUGCUUGAUUUGGUGCGACAGCCUGGUAACAACAUAUGUGCUGACUGUGGAGUUCCUGAGCCUGACUGGGCCUCCUACACGCUCGGUAUCUUUGUUUGCCUCAACUGCUCAGGGAUGCAUCGCAAUUUGCCCGAUGUCAGCAAAAUGAAAUCCAUACGUUUAGAUCACUGGGAAGAUUCACUAGUAGAGUUCAUGCAAGAGAGGGGAAACUGUGCCGCCAAAGCCAUUUUUGAGAAGUGCGUCCCUGCCUUUUUCUACCAGCCGCAGCAAAAAGACUGCAUUGUUCUCAAGGAUCAGUGGAUUCGUGCAAAGUACGAAAGAAGGGAAUUCACCGGGGAAAAUAACUACUAUCAGCAAGUUUAUAGCUCAGAUCUGUUUGAGACAACACUAUGGAAGAAGGGAAAAGACAACAAGCAGUUUCUGAAGAGGAGCUUCCUCCUGUCCCAGAAAGACUUCACCCUCAGAUACUUCAUUAAGGGGGACUCCAAGGUUCCCAAAGCUGUCAUCAGCGUGAAUGACCUGAAUGCAGUUUUCCAGCCAGAGAAGGUGGGUCACGCUCACGGCCUGCAGAUAUCCUACCUGCAGGACAAACGUAUGAGGAAUCUGUUUGUUUACCAUGAGAAUGGGAAGGUCAUUGUAUCCCUAUUCAAUGCUUUACGGGCGACACGCCUGGCGUACCUCCGGAGGAAACAUCCCACUCUUCAAGACAAUGACUUAAUACCUCAGUUAACCAGACACUGUCUGAAGGAGGGAUACAUGGAGAAAACUGGCCCAACGCAACGAGAGCCGUUCAAGAAAAGAUGGUUCACGCUCUGCUCCAUGGACAGAAAGCUUCUGUAUUUCAAAACUCCACUGGAUGCUACAGAGCUGGGCGCUGUCUUCAUUGGCACAGAAAGCCACGGCUACUCAGCGUCAGAGAGCAGCAGCGGCAGCAAGAGCACGAGGGGAGGCCGGCGGCACUGUGGCAUCAGCCUGCAGACUCCAGACAGGCAGUUUGUGUUUCUGUGUGAACAGGAGCAAGAGCAGAGGGAGUGGCUGGAGGCUUUUAGAAAGGUCAUCUCUCAACCCAUGACCCCAGAGGACUACGCUAGUAAGACACUGACUUUACACCCAAUACAAGGAAGGCAUAAAAAAUGUGGAUGAGUGUUUUAUAGCCCUUUUUGUAUGGCAGACAUUUUCACAGGUCACAGAAGGAAAUGCACAAAUAAUGAUAAAAAAAGAAUGAUGGCUGAGUUCCAUUUAGCUUCGUCAGUUUUAGUGUGCACUCUGUCCUGACUCACAUGAACAGAACAGAGCCACUGUUAGUGUUGUGGGUGCAGUAAGUUAGGACCCGAAUGCUUUUGCACUCAUCACACGAACGUCAGACAGGCAAAAGUCUGGAAUCCAAAAUUAUUCCUUUUUGUGUUUUUAAUUGUGAAAUAAAAACAAUUCAAAAGUACGGAGCUUAAAAUCUUGACCUUUCUAUAAAAAGCUAACUGAGUUUGGUGUAGGCCAAAAGACUGUGUUGCUCCAAGGUCCAGUGGUUUCUGACCUAUUUUUGCUGGCGCUUUCCAUUUUAAAUGCCACCAGUCACUGGUCAAUAUUCCCUUUUCUACAUCACAUUUGCAACACAGAAUAUGAAUUUAGAAAAUAGCUCUCACAUAACAAAUUAGAAUUUACACAAACUUAAAUUAUGUUCGCAGAAACAACAAGUGUCAUCACGUAAAACCUGUGCAUUUCUUGCUGAAACAUGUCAAAAUGGCUGCUGUGCAAAAGGCCUGUUGUUCCUAAGUCUCUGUUUUUCCUCUCCAUCUCUGAUACAGAUGAAGCCAAAUUAAGAAGAGGAAAAUGAGCAAACACAUCAAAUACAAAAAAAGUCCAGGAUGCAAUAAAGAGAAUUUGUACUUUUGGGGCAUUACAGAAUGAUUGCCUCAUUUCCAAUAUGCUCUUACACCUGUUUAUGAGGACAAAGCCCAAUUAAUGGGAAGACAAUUCUUUAUUUGUCUCACUGUGGAGAAAUGUAUCAAAAAUCAGUAGCAUAUAAGAAAUAGGUAAUAAGUCAGGUAAAAGAAAAUGUAGAACAAAAGAAACCAAAAAAAAAAAAAAAAAAAAUAGCAGGAAUAACAAUACAUACACUAGAUUGCAUGUAGCAGAUGUUGUUAUAUCACAAAUAUUGCACAGUUAAAAUGAUUAAGACAGGGUCUCAAAACUGCGGUGCUUGUCGUUGAAGCAGCGCAGGUUGUACAGUAUGAGGGGAUAUUAUCCACUAUAUCAUAGAUCAUUUUUAAUGCACGUAAUUUGCUAUUGUUGUAGUAAUUUUGUAGUUUGUUGAAUUAUUAUGCACAUUUGUGAUUACAUACUGAGGUUAUGUCAGUCUUUUACACACUGAUUCUUCACAGCUGUGUAUAAAAGCCAAACUGAAACAGAAAACUCUUCACAAAUGGAAUAAAUUUGAU
Messenger RNA from Solea solea (common sole), 2664 nucleotides. RefSeq names its product arf-GAP with dual PH domain-containing protein 2-like. The record is from RefSeq and is a predicted model, not a curated record. The coding region runs from base 200 to 1372 and encodes 390 amino acids. The transcript is spliced from 10 exons. Gene Ontology annotation, molecular function: phosphatidylinositol bisphosphate binding; GTPase activator activity. Gene Ontology annotation, cellular component: plasma membrane; intracellular membrane-bounded organelle. Gene Ontology annotation, biological process: positive regulation of GTPase activity. NCBI's taxonomy places the organism in Eukaryota, Metazoa, Chordata, Actinopteri, Pleuronectiformes, Soleidae.